This is a messenger RNA of Capsicum annuum, 832 nucleotides long. RefSeq names its product probable calcium-binding protein CML15. The transcript has a single exon. The coding region runs from base 145 to 678 and encodes 177 amino acids. Gene Ontology annotation, molecular function: enzyme regulator activity; calcium ion binding. Lineage: Eukaryota; Viridiplantae; Streptophyta; Magnoliopsida; Solanales; Solanaceae. The record is from RefSeq and is a predicted model, not a curated record.
AUAUAUAUCCUGCAAAGUGACUCACCUCUCUGCAAUAGUGCCUAGAUCUCCUCCCAUCACUACCAUUUUCUCCUUCCUAUUUCUAUCUCUUUUUCUUUUUUGUAUCGUCUAUUUUCGUUUCUUAUAAUAGUCCUAGCUAAAACAAUGCCAAAAACAAAUCCAAAAAUGAUGAACAAAAGAGGAAAACAAAUAAUGUCAAGGCUACAAGUUGAUCAACUUGACCAAUUAAGAGACAUAUUUUCAAGAUUCGACAUGGAUGAUGAUGGUAGCCUAACUCAUUUAGAACUAGCUGCAUUAUUACGUUCACUGGGGCUAAAGCCAAAUGGGGAUCAAAUCCAUGUUUUAUUAGCCAACAUGGAUUCUAAUGGAAAUGGAGCUGUGGAAUUUGAUGAACUUGUGAAUGCAAUUAUGCCUGAUUUAAUUAAUGAAGAAAUGUUGGUGAAUCAAGGACAGCUUUUGGAAGUUUUUCGAUCGUUCGAUCGCGAUGGUAAUGGGUACAUUACGUUGGCUGAGCUAGCGGGAUCAAUGGCUAAAAUAGGACAGCCUUUAUCGUAUCGUGAACUAACGGAUAUGAUCAAAGAGGCUGAUGUUGAUGGAGAUGGUGUUAUUAGUUUUAACGAAUUUGCUACUGUUAUGGCUAGGUCUGCUGCGGAAUUUCUUGGGAUUCCUAUUUUGUAGUCUUAAGAACUGAGAUCGAUUCGUUCAUUUUUUAUAUCAAUCAGCUGUAUAAAGAUCAUAAUUUUCUGCUCAUCAAUGCGCUGAUUAUCCUAAUUUGUAAAUAGUUUUGGUUUGUUUUGAAUCGAUUAAUGGGAUAAGUAACUUUGUUUUUUUU